AUAUUAAGAAAGCAGUGGAAAGAAGAAAUAUGAAUAAGGCUUCAUCAAGGUCCAGUCCGGCACGAAGUCCAACGGAGAUGCUCGAGCGAGACAGUCGGGAUGUGGCUGCUCCACCUCUCCAAGCCUGUCUGUCACUGACACCACGAAGGCAUGAGGGAAACCUCGUGUCUGCUGUUACUACAGCUAGGCGUUGUUUGCAGUACAGGUUGUAAGAGACUUAUCAGGAAGAAUACACUUGACGUUUGCUCCUGCCUCAAAUCUCAGGGAAGCUGAGACGGAUCUAUGGAAGGCCGAGGGGCUGUAGCGUUCGCAGUGCCAUGCUGCAGAGGACUUUGGGAUCUUACCUCUUCUGGUGUCGCAAGCUCCAGUGCUGAACUGGGACUGGAAGAGAGCGCGUGGGUGCAGCACAAGGCAGAGCAGACGUCUCUUGCGCAGUGACAGUGAUGUGUACCUGCCAGCUUCUGCUUUCCCACCCGCCACAGGCACCACACGUGCAGCUCCUGCAAGUCCUCUGUGUGUGAAGCCACAGGCGAGUGGAGACAAGGACUGUACUGUUACAGGACAACUCCGCAUUCCUUUCCAUGGUGUUACUAGGGAGUGCAGGAAGAUGUGCUGUCGUUACAGCUUGAUGUAAGGUGUGCAUCUUCUGUGCAAGAAACCUACCACCAUAAACCAGAGCAGGAGUAGCUGCCAUCCUUGGCAUCACUGGGUUGUGAUGCGCUUAUCCUGCGCAGGGCCAAAUGCUCCUGCAGAGACUGUGGCAUGGGCAUCGCCCGGCCAUGCCUCAGGCACGCAGUGGGUCCCGGUGCAGGCAUGGCAGUAUCAGGUGUGCCAAGUGCUGACACAAGGCCCCAGAAACACUGCCAGCACAGCAACAGGCACCAGUGGCACGUCUUUGGCCUCCGUGGCACUGCAGGUGCGUGAUGCUGGGGGAGUGGAGCAGUGAUGCAGGUGUUAGGGGCGGACACCCCAGCCUCGAGUGCUGGUCCUCGGAUCGUGCUGCAGAGGGCUGGGCAGCAGCACUGAUGCCAUGGGUGUCGGGACCUGCGUCACCCUGAUGUGUAUGAGAGCAAGUGCCCUGAGGAGCACUGGACGUGUGUGACCAUGGGCAUGGGCUUAUGGACUUUACUACCCCCGCGGAUGCCAAAGGCUUUGGUACCAGGGACAGGCACUGGAUUCCAGCUGGCACCGCAGACACCACGACUGGCCUGGGUUGCCAGCACCAGGCCCCAAGCAGCCCCAUGGGCACAGCUGUGGGCGUGCUGGUGCGGGCGAUGGACUCUAGGCCGCACUGCAGGUGUGUGAGCGACGGCUGCCAACGCCAGGUGCGGUGCUGGGCCGGCAGGAUCCAGUGGCUGCAGGAGCAGACUAUGGAAGGAGCGACUGUGGUGCCUCCUCCGUGAGCAGCAGAGCAGUGAUGCAGGUGCCGCAGCAGAGGGGACCCGCGCCACGUCUGUGCUUCAUUGCAGUUGUGCGUUGUUCAUUCUGCACCAUUUUGUCUCUGCAGAUAAUGUGGCCUGUUCUGGUCACCUCCGCUCCAACUGGAAUAAAUGUCAUAUGCCAAACAAUUACACUGCAUCUGACUAUUUUGCUAUAUGGUUUUACAGCUACGGAAAGAUCAGUUACUUGGCAUCCAUCGGAGCAAAUCAGAAGUUCCUCCUGAGCUUCUGCCACCGUUCACUGUAGGCUGGGGGGAAGGGGUCAAUGACAGAUAUAUGUCAUGGGAUGUGGUUACAACACAGAUCACAAACAAGUCGGAUUUGUGUGUCCAGGAGGCUGAGGAGUUUACACCUGGUGUGCAAAUAGUGUUUCUUCUACAGGAGGAGGCUAAGUGUGCUCUUGGUGGCAACUCUGUAAUUUGUCCCAAGGUGUUUUAUAUCUGACAUACAUGGAGCUGGCAUGCUCUGCUUUUAUCUCAGAUCCACCGCAUCCCUGCAGAUCCACCUCCUGUUGUCCGCGGACACAGAACUCGGUCCUGCUGCCUCGCUGCUCCCCAGGUGCCUGCUGCGUGAAUGCUCUGUGUUCUGCUUACCUUUCAUAAACUAGAUUAGGCUGCUAGUGGACUCAAAGUCUGUCAAGUUUUGGAAAUAAAAAGAUUCAAAAAGCUGUUUUUUCUUUUUUCUGAUGGUUGUCAGUAUCUUGGGGAGCGAACAUUCCAAACACAUGAAGCUUAGUGGUUUCUCUGCAAGAUUUUUUUUUAUAUUUUGCUUAUACUACAAUGAAGUUAUGUUGUGUUACCUUUUUUUUUUUUCCUCUGGAAAACAAAAGAUGACCUGGAAAAAAGCCUACUGUUUUGGGAAAAUAUUAAGACUGGAACGUUAUUCUGCCUUGCCUCCGAAGACGGUGCAGUACAAAGUGUGAAGGAGAUGGAUGGUUCAGAGACCCGUAUGUCUAUGGGGAUGGCCGAGAUGGCAGACGUGACCGCUCCCCGCUGCGGGGGAGCCCACGGAGAGACCCCAGAGAUGGUAGAAAUGGGCGAGAUUCCAGAGACCCUCGAGAUAUUCGAGCUAGAGACAUGCGUGAUGCCAGAGACCACCGGGACCUGCGAGACCCACGGGAUAUCAGGGAUCCAAGAGACUUGCGGGACCCUCGUGAUGUAAGAGAUCUUCGGGACCCACGGGAGCCGCUCUACGACCGAUACAGGGAUCCACGGGAUAUGAGAGACCCUCGGGAUCCCAUGUACAGACGAGAUGAAGGUUAUGACCGUUACUUUCGCCGUGAAGACUACUAUCGGCGGAAGGAUGACUCUUACUACGACCGUUACAAAGAGCAUUUUGAUAGAGCACCAGGAAAUUCAGACGACCGCCUGAAGCGUGAGGAGCGGCGCCGAGAGGAGCUAUACCGCCAGUACUACGAGGAAAUCAAGAGACGUUUUGAUGCGGAGAGACCUGUGGAUUGUUCUGUGAUAGUGGUGAAUAAACAGACAAAGGAGUACGCGGAGUCAGUGGGGCGGAAGGUGCGGGACCUGGGCAUGGUGGUGGACCUGAUCUUCCUCAACACGGAGAUGUCACUGACGCAAGCCCUGGACGAUGUCAGCAGAGGAGGGUCUCCUUUUGCCAUUGUCAUCACCCAGCAGCACCAAGUUCACCGCUCUUGCACUGUUAACAUCAUGUUUGGCACCCCACAAGAACACCGCAACAUGCCCCAAGCUGAUGCCAUGGUGCUGGUGGCGAGGAACUACGAGCGCUACAAAACCGAGUGCCGGGAGAAAGAGCGCGAGGAGAUCGCGCGGCAGGCGGCCAAGAUGGCAGAUGAAGCGGUGCUGCAGGAGCGCCCACCCCCCGCGGAUGAGGGCGUCCGGGGGGGGCACCCACCCGGCAUCCAGACUCUCUUGAACCUGCUGGCAGACAACCGCUAUCUAACGGCUAAGGAGAUUGAUAAAGUCAUUAAUUACUUGAGAGACCGGAAGGAACGGUUACUGAGGGGAAGCACUGAUUCUCCUCAGGCGCCCAUGUCAAGACAGCCUUUGGGGGCACCUUCAGGACCAUCUCUGGGCAGUCAGUCCAGCCUUCCCAGCAAUCAGGCUCAUCAGAGUUCACAGCCUCUGGGCUCUGCUCCUUCUGUUCCAGCGUCCUCUUCUAAUCCUCAGCAGGAGCUUCAAGCAAAAAUCCUCAGUCUCUUCAACAGUGGGACAGCAGCUGCUGUAGCAAACAGCAGUUCUGCAGCCCCUGUGGGCGUUUCAGGUGGCACUCCAAACCAGAACUUUGCUAACACAGCCAGUGGUCAGGCCUGGCCCACACCGAUGAGUGCGGGAAAUUUAAACCAGGCUCAGCAGAGAUUGCAGACUCCGAGCACACAGCUUCCUGCCCUCCAGGGCCCUUCAAGAAAUGCAGGUCCAAGACCCGGAGCUCCUCCACAAGCUCAGUCGCUCUAUGGUCAGCACCCAAAUCGCCUCCCUGCACCUGGCAAUGUACCUGCUCAGAGACCAGUAUCUUCUGGGAUCAACUUUGACAACCCCAGCGUACAGAAGGCCUUGGACACCCUUAUCCAGAGCGGUCGUGCGCUCUCCCACCUGGUGAGCCAAACUGUGGGCCAAGGGCGAGCAGGGCCCCCUGCCCAGCAGCCCAUGGGUUCCUACCAGUGACACUGCUGAACCUGCCUGGCCCUUUCCCCUCCCCUUUGUCAUUCCAUACUUAGAGCUGUUCAAAGAAUCCCCUGUCCCUGACACGGGACACGUGCCCCUGGAUGUGCAUGUCCUCUCUGUUUCGGUGAGAGUGCAGCCCAGCGGCAUCGCUGCUGUUGCUCGCGCUGCCCGUCUUCACCUCGGUCUGGUUAGCAGUGUUUGCAGAAGUGUGCUCUGUUGUCUCAGUGGCAGGAGGUGCUCAGAGCCACUGUGGAUAUUCGGUUGUUCUGUCCAGUCCCAGAAGCUGCUGCAGUGACAGCCCUGCUGCGUUUUCCUCACUCCCAGCACCUGGUGCAUCUCCCCAUCACAGUGCAGCCUGCUCUCGCUGAAUGGUCUUACUGUGGUGUUGGGUCAGCGGGGAGGAAAUGAAACGGGACUGAACAGAGCGGUACUCUGACCGGGUGUUCUUGGAGAACCCCCUGUUUUGGAAUGGGCACUAUUUUUCUUUGCAUUUUUUUCUUUUUUUUUCUUUUUUUUUUUUUUUAUGGUAUAUAGGGCAGUUGGCAAGUCCAUUGGUAGUGAUGGAGCUGAACUCCUGAAGCACAGGUCUGGCCACUGCUCAGUCCCCCAGGGCUGUGCUGUUGUGUCCUGGCAAAGGCAGAGAAUUUCUCCUCACCAUGCCCAGCAUCUUUGGUCUGAGCGCUGCGCCAGAUCUGAAACACGAGCUUCUAGCUGAGGCAGACAUUGCAAAUGGUCUGUCGAUUUUCCUACACCCAGUGGUCAGUGUUAAGAUCAAUCUGUUAAAUUUGGCAUAUGAAUUUCCUUUUCUUAUGAUGCUGCUUUGGGACGGUUGGUUACUGGAGCCCCCCAGCUCAGCUGCAGCUGCGCUGAGGUGCUGCCGGCCCUCCCCAGGGUGCGUGUCUGCUCCGCAAACCUCAUCUCCCUGUUGGCUGCAGUUUGUCCAGCCGGGGGGAGAGGCAGUGCCAAGAUGCAAUACCAUAAUUUUGUACUUUUCUUCAACACUUUGAAAGCAGCAGUAGACAGUUGAGCAGAAAAUCGGCCAGUGAUUCUUCAUGGUGUUUUUAACGAGUAACAUACUUUGAUACCAGAACACAAAACAUCUCUUAGCAAUGUCGUCCUCCCCAUCACAGCCUUAGAGUCUGUGGGCUUCCUGCAGACAGCCCAGAGAAAUUAAGCAAGCGCUGUUCUUGGAACUGAGGAUUUUCUGUGUCCCAGGCGGUUUGUGUUGUAGCUUUUUUUUUCUCUCUGUGCUGUUAACAAGAGGACAUUACUUUUUAAUAAAAAGACAGGAAAAA
Columba livia (rock pigeon) is the source of this 5379-nucleotide messenger RNA. RefSeq names its product nuclear receptor coactivator 5 (gene NCOA5). Gene Ontology annotation, biological process: regulation of signal transduction. Gene Ontology annotation, molecular function: RNA binding. The transcript has 8 exons. Bases 2516 to 4084 code for a protein of 522 amino acids. NCBI's taxonomy places the organism in Eukaryota, Metazoa, Chordata, Aves, Columbiformes, Columbidae. Gene Ontology annotation, cellular component: nucleoplasm. The record is from RefSeq and is a predicted model, not a curated record.